AUGUCCGACCCCAAGAUCCAAGAGCUCCUCACCAAGCCCCGCAACGAGCUCACCGAGUACGAGAUCGCCCAGCUCGAGGAGCACGAGUUCAGCGCCGGGCCCCUCUCGAUCCUGCAGACCGCCGUCCGCUCCCACACCCAGGUCCUCAUCUCCAUCAGGAACAACCGCAAGCUGCUGGCGCGCGUCAAGGCCUUUGACCGGCACUGCAACAUGGUCCUCGAGAACGUCAAGGAAAUGUGGACAGAAACGCCGCGAACCGCAGACGGCAAGAAGGGCAGGCCCGUCAACAAGGACAGGUUCAUCAGCAAAAUGUUCCUACGAGGCGACAGCGUUAUCCUGGUUCUCCUGAGCUGA
This is a messenger RNA of Verticillium nonalfalfae, 354 nucleotides long. It is a transcript of the gene SMD2, whose product is annotated as mRNA splicing protein. Gene Ontology annotation, biological process: spliceosomal snRNP assembly; RNA splicing. Lineage: Eukaryota; Fungi; Ascomycota; Sordariomycetes; Glomerellales; Plectosphaerellaceae. Gene Ontology annotation, cellular component: U1 snRNP; precatalytic spliceosome; catalytic step 2 spliceosome. Gene Ontology annotation, molecular function: RNA binding. Bases 1 to 354 code for a protein of 117 amino acids. The record is from RefSeq and is a predicted model, not a curated record. The transcript has 4 exons.